Molecule: messenger RNA, 1455 nt
Organism: Passer domesticus (house sparrow)
Lineage: Eukaryota; Metazoa; Chordata; Aves; Passeriformes; Passeridae
Product: actin-like protein 6B
Biological process (GO): chromatin remodeling; nervous system development; regulation of transcription by RNA polymerase II
Cellular component (GO): NuA4 histone acetyltransferase complex; SWI/SNF complex
Molecular function (GO): chromatin binding
Source: RefSeq, a predicted model, not a curated record
CAUGGCGGCCGCCGGGCGCGCGCGCCGCGCGGCCGGGCCCUGAUUGGGCGCGCGCGCCGCACGGCGGGCCCUGAUUGGGCGCGGCGCGGCCCCGCCCCCGCGCGGCCGGCGCUGUCCCGGUGCUGAACGCGGCCAUGAGCGGCGGCGUCUACGGCGGCGACGAGGUCGGGGCGCUGGUGUUCGACAUCGGCUCCUUCUCGGUGCGCGCGGGCUAUGCCGGCGAGGACUGCCCCAAGGCGGAUUUCCCCACCACGGUGGGGCUGCUGUCCCCGGACGAGGUGUCCCUGGAGCUGGACGGGGACAAGGACAAGAAGGGCGGCAAGGUCUACUACAUCGACACCAACGCGCUGCACGUGGCGCGCGAGGGCGUCGAGGUCCUGUCCCCGCUCAAGAACGGCAUGAUCGAGGACUGGGAGUGCUUCCAGGCCAUCCUGGACCACACCUACGGCAAGCACGUCAAGUCGGAGCCGGGGCUGCCGGUGCUCAUGUCCGAGGCGCCGUGGAACACGCGGGCCAAGCGGGAGAAGCUGACGGAGCUGAUGUUCGAGCACUACAACAUCCCGGCCUUCUUCCUCUGCAAGACGGCCGUGCUCACCGCCUUCGCCAACGGGCGCAGCACGGGGCUGGUGCUGGACUCGGGCGCCACGCACACCACGGCCAUCCCCGUGCACGACGGCUACAUCCUGCAGCAAGGCAUCGUCAAGUCGCCGCUGGCCGGGGAUUUCAUCUCCAUGCAGUGCCGGGAGCUCUUCCAGGAGCUCAACAUCGACAUCGUGCCGCCCUACAUGAUCGCCGCCAAGGUGGGCGUGGCCGGUGGGGGCCCCCCGAGCUGGAAGAAGAAGGAGAAGCUGCCCCAGGUGUCCAAGUCCUGGCACAACUUCACCUGCAACGAGGUGAUCCAGGACUUCCAGGCCUCGGUGCUGCAGGUCUCGGACUCGCCCUACGACGAGCAGGUGGCGGCGCAGAUGCCCACGGUCCACUACGAGAUGCCCAACGGGUACAACACCGACUACGGGGCCGAGCGGCUCCGCAUCCCCGAGGGGCUCUUCGACCCCUCCAACGUCAAGGGCCUCUCGGGGAACACCAUGCUGGGCGUGGGGCACGUGGUCACCACCAGCAUCGGCAUGUGCGACAUCGACAUCCGGCCGGGGCUCUAUGGCAGCGUCAUUGUCACCGGAGGGAACACGCUGCUGCAGGGCUUCACCGACCGCCUGAACCGCGAGCUGGCGCAGAAAACGCCCCCGAGCAUGCGCCUCAAGCUCAUCGCCAGCAACAGCACCAUGGAGCGCCGCUUCAGCCCCUGGAUCGGGGGCUCCAUCCUGGCCUCGCUCGGAACCUUCCAGCAGAUGUGGAUCUCCAAGCAGGAGUACGAGGAGGGCGGGAAGCAGUGCGUGGAGCGCAAGUGCCCCUGAGCGUCCCUGAGGGGAACUGAGGGGAACUGAGGGGAACUGAGGG